AGAAAAUUCACAGCGCGCAACUGACCACUGAUCCGUGCGUAAAUAAUCGCCACUGCUCUGUGACAGAAUGUCAGAGAGGAAUUAUGUCGACUUGAAACCUCAAUCAAGAGCUUCAUUGCAUGGCCGAGUAAUUGACACGGAGAGGAUUUGAUGGAGGUGGUUUGGUGACAGGGACUUCUUUUUUUCUUCCGGACUUUCAGUUUGGAUUGGCACCGCAGCGCCUUAAUUAAACCUUCUGGACUUCUUAAUAUUUCAGUGGAGAGGACAGAGGAGAGUGGAUCCUGUAUCUGCAUGGGACUCUGACAGUUUGGGAUCUCUUGAUUGUCACGGCUCUCACCUUCUAUGUUUCACGAGAGGGGGGAUUAAACUGAGCUGAAAUCCCAAUCAGGAAGAACUUUAUUUCCGAGAGCUUCCAGCAGCGAAUCAGUGGAGUAUUCAUGAAGCAAUAUUUGAACUAUUACAAGAUGAGGCUGAGAACAUCGAGGUUAGGUUAUCUGUUACUUCAGUUCACGGCGCUUUGCUUUUACGCACAGAACACUGUGCAGUCCCCUCCUAACUUCAAGCACCAUGUCACGGAGCAGAGCCGGCUGUCGGACCGGAUGAGCCGCAGGUUGACACGAACCUACCAGCUGUACAGCCGCACCAGCGGGAAACACGUCCAGGUCCUGGCCAACAAGCGGGUCAACGCCAACGGAGACGACGGAGCGGUUCACGCUAAACUGGAGGUGGAGACGGACUCUUUUGGAAGUCGUAUUCGCAUUAAAGGGGUGAAGACAGGAUACUAUAUAUGUAUGAACAAGAGGGGGAAGCUGAUUGGCAAGCGGAAAGGUCGAGGCAAAGACUGCAUCUUCACAGAGAUUGUUCUGGAAAACAACUACACAGCGCUGCAAAAUGCCAAGUACGAGGGCUGGUACAUGGCUUUCACACGCAAGGGCCGUCCGAGGAAGGCCUCGAAGACCAAGCAGCACCAGAGAGAGGCCCACUUCAUGAAGCGUCUACCCAGGGGGCACUUGCUGGGCGAAAAGAGACCGUUUGAUGUCCUUCCUCUCCGUGUCCCCGCGCACCCUUUAAGCAAGCGGACUAAACAUUCCCAUCACCAGCGCUCAGGGCGCCGCUGAGGACUGAAACCACUGAGGGAGAACUGUGGACAAACCAGCACAGAGAAACCACUACAAGGGAAAACAAGUGCUCUCAGAGAAAUUAACUUUUACAGUCAAGUGCCCAUACACUUUUUGCCUCAUUUUGUGAACUUUGUGUAAUUCUUUGUAACCAUUGACUAUCUAAUCAGCUAGUUAUUUCCAAUUCAGACAGACUUUAGGACAGAUUUUUACUUAUUAAAUUGUGUGUGUGUGUGUGUCUGCGUGAGUGUGUGGUUCAAGUACAGAAGAGCUCAACAAUAUUGUCAUGAAUGAAAACCUCUGCUUAGAAGAAGCUCAGCAACAAAGAAUGCUUAAAAGGGAAAUAAGUACAAUGAAGCAAGACACGGCAGCUAUCUGUGGAUUUUCUUGUGGUUACAGCAUCUGAGUCUCAGUUGACAUGCUAUCCUGCCUUUAGGAGGCCAUUCUGAACAUUUUUUAACCUGUUUUUUUUUUUCUACAUACGUAUAUGAAUAUAUUUUUACUGUAAAAAUGUAAAUGACGUCAAAUGAUGGAAAUAUUUAUUGUAGAGUGUAUAUUAAAACCACUAAAGAAUCA
Messenger RNA from Etheostoma cragini (Arkansas darter), 1694 nucleotides. RefSeq names its product fibroblast growth factor 8 b (gene fgf8b). Gene Ontology annotation, biological process: heart morphogenesis; positive regulation of gene expression; fibroblast growth factor receptor signaling pathway. Lineage: Eukaryota; Metazoa; Chordata; Actinopteri; Perciformes; Percidae. Gene Ontology annotation, cellular component: cytoplasm. The transcript has 5 exons. Gene Ontology annotation, molecular function: type 2 fibroblast growth factor receptor binding; type 1 fibroblast growth factor receptor binding; growth factor activity. The coding region runs from base 438 to 1118 and encodes 226 amino acids. The record is from RefSeq and is a predicted model, not a curated record.